This is a messenger RNA of Trichobilharzia szidati, 1599 nucleotides long. The record is from the annotation of a GenBank genome assembly. NCBI's taxonomy places the organism in Eukaryota, Metazoa, Platyhelminthes, Trematoda, Strigeidida, Schistosomatidae.
AUGUGUCAAAGAGUUUCUUUGUGUCAUGGUUAUCAAGGCAUUUAUCUUAAUUGUCCAAACGGCGCACACUGUGAUGAAAAUCAAGAGAAGUACAUGUGCAAACAGUCAGUUUCAAGUAACGCGGAAAAUAAAACGGAAGAAAGAAUCAACUCAACAGUGUAUAAUACGUCCUGUUCAGUUGGUUAUCAUCGAAUGUACAGCAAUCAAUCAUUGGACACAUUGAAUGAAAUUCCUAGUGAUCAAUUCAAACAAUUAAUUUAUUCUACUGAUAAUCGUGAAAACAAGCUAUUGUGUUAUUGUCAGUCAGGUCAACUUGAAUGUAUCCAACAUCCAGACUAUUCAUUACUACUAUUAAUUCAAUCAGUUCCAACGAACCCCUUGUAUAUAAACCAAUCAAUUCAUCAACGUCAUCUUCAUGAGAACCAGUUGUGUAGAAUCUGUUCAAAACUACAAAAAAGCUCACAAAAGGAAUUAUCAUCGAAUCUAUCAAAAUGGUAUGCAGAUUAUUGUAUAUUAUGCAGUUUUAUGGACAAUAUGACAGAGAUAAGCAAUUUCACAUAUUGGUGGGUAAUCGAACAGAAUCCUUCUCCUCCUUCUACGAGGUGGGAGAAUCAUUCGUUGUGUAAAAUAUGUGUACAGUUGAAUAAUACACAAUAUUGUCAGCCGUUAAUAUGCUCCAGUUUCAUGGCAUUUACAUCUAUAGAAUACUAUCAACUUUGUUGUUCGACUACUGUUCCUCAUAAAAAGAAACAGUUCGAUUCUCCUGAAGAAACUACCUCUCUGUCACACCUGAGUAAAUGUACAAACUCGAGAUUGGCCUCAUCUUUGAAGUCAAUGCCAACACUUCAGUGUAUUGAUUGCCAAUGUGUGUCAGGUCAACUUGAAUGUGUCCAGCAUCCAGAUUAUUCAUUACUACUAUUAAUUCAAUCAAUUUCAACGAACGCCUUGUAUAUAAACCAAUCAGCUCAUCAUCAUCAUCAUCUUUAUGAUAACCAGCUGUGUAGAAUCUGUUCAAAACUACACAAAAGCUCACAAAGGGAAUUAUCAUUGAAUCUAUCAAAAUGGUAUGCGGAUUAUUGUAUAUUAUGUAGUUUUAUGGACAAUAUGACAGAGAUAAGCAAUUUUACCUAUUGGUGGGCAAUUGAACAGAAUCCGCCUCCGCCUCCUCUAGCAAGGUGGAAGAAUCAUUCACUGUGUAAAAUUUGUAUAGAGUUGAAUAAUACAGAAUACUGUCAGCCGUUGUUAUGCUCCAGUUUCAUGGCAUUUACUUCUAUAGAAUACUAUCAACUUUGUUGUUCGAAUACUAUUCCUCUUGAAAAGAAACAGCUCAACUCUCCUGAACAAACUACCUCUCUGUCACACCUGAAUAAAUGCACAAACUCGAGAUUGGCCUCAUCUUUGAAGUCAAUGUCAACAGCACAGUGUAUUGAUUGUCAAUGUGUGAAUGAUCGCAUCUACUGUACAUUGAAUGCUACUCAAAUAUAUCAACGCAACAAUGUAACUGUUCAAUGUGAUCAAUUAUUAUCAACGCUACAGCGGGAUUCAUUACUAAUUCCUAUGAAGUAUAAUCGGAUAGAUAAAUCAGGCGAUGGGCAAUAA